AUGGGUGAAAGGCUUUUCCUUGCCUCUUUCACAGUCCUCGCAGAAUGGCAUAAAGCUCUUGAGGGGAUUUAUAGGUUUGUGGCAUGUGAAGGAGAUAUAACUGAAUUCUAUUUGCAGGAUUCUCCAGUAAGAGGACCAACUGGGUUGCAGGCUGGAGAUGUUAUAAUGGAAGUCAAUCAUUGCUCCAUUCAAACCCAAGCAACUUGGGAGCAGUGCAUUAUAAAGAGUAUUACAAAUGAUCAGUUAGGAUUUUGCAUACCAGAAUCAGCAGUUCACUCAUAUGAUGAGACAAUUCACCAUGCUUUUGAAAGCUCUGAUGGAUCAGUUCAGUGUUGUAGUGGAGACAGUGAAGCACAUCUGUGUUUUGAGUUGUUAGAAGAUAAAGAAAAAGAUUCAGGAGUGGCUGCCAUGCAGCCAUUCUCAUGUUUACCUGCACGUUUAGCAAUAUCUAUGAGCUCAAAAUCGUGUAUGAGCUCCGCUUCUUGUCCUCGUGAGACUCACUGCCUGGCUCCCUCCUUGAAAAAUGCAACCAGGUUGAUCAGAAUCAAACGUCAAGGAUGGAACAGUCAGCGUAAAGAGGAUGUUAUAUAUCUUGGCCCUCCAGCAUACCUUUACCACACAGUUUCUCUUACAGGCUACAUUCCAAAGUUUUCCUUACUGCCUGUCAACUGGCCUUCAGCCAUUGAGAUCUUCUGUGAUUAUAUGGUCAAGUUUUCAGGUGCCCUUGCUAUUCUCAACAUGGUCCCGGUUAUGUACUUAGAUGGUUACUGGAUAUUUGGUGCUGUCAUUGACUUACUCCUUUCAUCACAUUGUGACAAAGUUUCAAGAAAAGUCAUUCACAUAAUCUUUACAAUUUUUGGAAGUAUCUUGUUGCUUCUGAAUAUGAUUUUAGGUAUUCAGAAUUUGUUAUGAGAUUAUGUGAGAUUAUUGUAAUCAAAGUAACAGGUAUGGAGAUAUAUAGAGAUAAAUAUGAAAGUGGUUGCCAAGAUUUUGUCCAUAUAAGUUGUAACAUUGAUAGUAUUUUUUACACAAUGUCUAUUUUGUCUAUAUAGGCACUGUUAUCUGUGAUUUAAAUAUUUAAUAAUAGCUUCAAAGUAUACUUUUCAGUAAAACUUCACUACGUGUUUAAAAAUGAACUUUCAAAAAGGUAUAUUAACAGAAAGGUGACUUUCAGGUAGUACUGUACAUUCAUGAUUUCAAAUUAAGAAAUUGGAAUGGUCAUAAAGUAGAUAAUACCAAAGUUAUAGAUCACUUAUGAUCAAGUGAAUCAUAUGGAUAAAUUACUUUAAUUGCUUGUGAUAAACAUAACAAGUUUCAGUGUAUGUAUAUACUGAACUCAGAAGAUGGGAGAGGGAAAUAUCAUAUUCCGCAAUGACUUACUAUGACUGUUUCGUUUUGCUGAUUAAAACAUUUUUAUUUUUAUGUGGUAUCUGUAUAUAUAAUACAUGACAAUUUUGAAUGAUAUCUAUAUACAAAUAGUCCCCAGUUUUCAGGAGAGGUUCCAUUCUUGGCAGGGUGCCAAUAAGCAAAAACCACCAUUAACCCUUAGUGGACAGGUAAGAAGUCAAUAUGCAGCUCCUCAGUGGACAGGUAAAAAGUCAAUAUGCAGCUCCUCAGGCCAGGUAAACUUUGAGGUUGGCCAAUUUAAAAAAAAAAAAAAAAAAAAAAAAAAAAAAACAAAAAAAAAAAAAACAAAAAAAAAAACAAUGGAAAAAGGAAGAUAUGCAAAUGCACAUGGUAAAAGAAUAUUUUUUUCCCCCUACCUUCCAUGAGAAGUUGAAAAUGGCUAUUUACAACCCCUUGUGGAACCUCUUUUAUACCAAUUUAUGUUUUUUCUUAUAAAUUAUUUUAUUUUCUAAAAUCAUAAUUACAGCUCACACAAUAGCAAAACAGAAAAGAAAUAAAAUCAAUAACAAAUUUUUAGCAUAUUUGUUGAAAAAUAUUUACGUAAAUUUAUAGAGAACGAAGAUUGAGUAACUUUCUUGUAUAUGUACAUGUUUUUUUCUAGUAUUUCUUUGCACUUUUCUUUGCUAAAUUACUUUUACAAUUGACAGACUGUCGUAAAAGACAAGAACUAAAACCAACAGCAGUCCUUUGGUAUAUUUAUGAGCAAAUUUAUAAAAAGUCAAGAUCAGUGUAAAAGUUGCCAUGGGCUGUAGAAGUAUUGGCACCUCUUUCCUGCCCGAUUAUUUCCAAAUCAAUGGAGCUUAAUAUUGCUUCUCUACAGGAUCAGUCUGUCCACCACCCCAAACCUGUUAUUGCAACUCCUUAGAAGAUGUCUGUCCAUUAAGGGUUAAUUGAAACUUGGCGAAUCGUGGCGCCAUAAAUUGCCAAAUUAUGGUGGUAGACAGGUGCAGUAAAACUGGAUUGCCAUGAACAGA
Molecule: messenger RNA, 2381 nt
Organism: Macrobrachium nipponense
Lineage: Eukaryota; Metazoa; Arthropoda; Malacostraca; Decapoda; Palaemonidae
Product: membrane-bound transcription factor site-2 protease-like
Exons: 4
Coding region: 1-912 (303 amino acids)
Biological process (GO): membrane protein intracellular domain proteolysis; regulation of response to endoplasmic reticulum stress
Cellular component (GO): membrane; cytoplasm
Molecular function (GO): metalloendopeptidase activity
Source: RefSeq, a predicted model, not a curated record